Messenger RNA from Cucurbita pepo subsp. pepo (vegetable marrow), 2152 nucleotides. Its product is annotated as SNF1-related protein kinase regulatory subunit beta-2. The record is from RefSeq and is a predicted model, not a curated record. Lineage: Eukaryota; Viridiplantae; Streptophyta; Magnoliopsida; Cucurbitales; Cucurbitaceae. Gene Ontology annotation, molecular function: protein binding.
ACAGUGAACAUUUCUAUGGCAGCUCUGGAGAUGUCUCUUUUGAAGGUCUACAUCGAGCAUUUUGCUGUCAGGAUGGGCCAAGGAAAGAAGAAGCUGACUCAUGUAGAUGCUCCACCGGGUGGCGGUGUCAGCUUCUCCAACUUGGUGAUAUCAACAUUUAACCACCUAACUCUCAACUUCAAGGAGGGCAGUAGAAGUUUACGAUUGAUGGACAAUGCUGAGGGUAGCAAGAACAGAGACGACCUCUCUGGAGUCCAUAAGUUUGAGGAGAAUCACGACCAAAGGAUGGACUGCACAGAGGAUGCAAUACAAAACAGCCACCACACUCGCACGUUUACAGACUCCAGAAUUCAGAUUUCUCCACAAAGCUUAGGCUCUCCUCAGUACGCUACAGUUUCCUUGUCAAGUCCUGGUCUGAUGCUACUGCCUCAACCUCAAUCUGUGCCUCAGAGUGCUGCUGCAUUCAUUGAAAAUGUGUUCCAUGAGACGAGGUCGCGUGUUAGGAUCUCAUGGAAUCAUGGUGGCAAUCAAGUAGCCAUUGUUGGAUCAUGGGAUAACUGGCAGUCGAGAGAGCUCCUGCAGAACACUGGUGAGAAGUUUGUGGUUGUUAAAACUCUGCCGGUCGGUAUCUAUCACUACCACUUUAUAGUUGAUGGUUGGUUGGUUUAUGCUCCAGAUCUACCUUGGUCUCGUAAUGAUUCAGGGAAUGCUUACAAUAUUUUAGACUUGCCGGGCUAUGUUUCUGAAUUGCCUGAAAGUAUGUUCGAGUUCGAAACUCCUCCGUCCCCGCCAUCGAGUUACGACAACCAAUACUUUAACGAAGACGAUUUCGGCAGGCCUCCACCAGAACUACCUCCACAGCUGCAAGGAACCAUUUUGAACGAUCCAUCUUCUUCGGUUGAUGGUCGACCGUUGCCAGUUACGCCUCAAAAUACAGAACUAAAUCAUCUCUAUUUGCAGAGAAAUGUCCAAGAUCAGUUUUUAGCACUUGGAUCUUCUCAAAGGAUUCAUGAAAAGUAUUAUACUAUGUUUCUAUUCAAGCCUUUGUCAAGAACAAGUUCUGUAGGUUGAGGAAGCAUUAGUGCAGCUAAAAGGAGAUUCUUCUCACUGAGCAUAUCAAUUCAAUUGCUAUUUACUCUGGAAAUCGGUAUCACUCUUACAAAAUCUUCCCCAUCCCUUCAGUUAUCUGUUUAAAUGCGUUCUGGUCGUCUUUCCAUCGCAUUGAACAUAUCAUUAUUGUCGAAGAACAUGUCAUUACAUAUACACUCCUGAGCUAGCAUUAGCAGUAAACCAUUUUGGCAGAAAACGCAUGGUACUUUUUUGUGAGAUCGGAGAACGAAACAUCCCUUAUAAGGGUGUGGAAAUCUGGGAUACGUUUAAAAAACCUUAAAGGGAAGCUCUGGAAGAAAAAACCCAAAAAAGACACUAUCGGCUAGUAGUAGACUUGGGCUAUUACGAUUUUAGCUAUCCAUUUCUCGGCCCUUACAUCGAGUUACCUCUGUAGAUUUAGUUAGUUACAUGUUGAAAAUGUUGAGGGUGUGGAAGCCUCUCCCUAGUAGACGCGUUUUAAGCCCUCGAAGGACAAUAUAUGUUAGCGGUUCUUGGUUCUUGCGUCGAAUUAGGUCGGUAGAUUUAGUUAGUGAAUGUAGGGGAAGAAAUGGAGAAGUAGUUUAAAGGGCAGAAUGAAGGAGGCAUCUGUUUCAGAUUUAUGGUGUGAGACAUCGCUAUCUGAGACAGUAAGAGGAGUGGAGAUAGACGAAGUAAUGGGUGAGAGUCAGAGAUGAAUCUGUCUUUGUUGUGAGGGGGAAUGGACGAAGUAACCCAACAAUUCCUGUCUUCUCUUUGCUUCUUCUAAGCUGAAUCUGUGUUGUCUUUGAUGUGAAGGGGGAUGGAUGAUGAUGAAUAACUUUCCAAAUCUUUCAUUUCACCUCAAACAUCUCACUUAAUUACCAUAAUAAUAAAUUCAAAAUAAAUACAACCAUUUAAUUCAAACUCAAAAAUAUCCACAAAACAAGAGUUCGACCCAAUGCUUUAUUUCUCUCCUAGUUGAUCCCGAUUCAACAUUAGAAGUAUAUUGAUUUUUCCCCAAUAACUGAGUACUUUUGUAUGUAAAUACUGCAUAUUUGAUUUCAUCCAUAAAUUUUCUUCCCUA